Melitaea cinxia (Glanville fritillary) is the source of this 1581-nucleotide messenger RNA. RefSeq names its product transmembrane protease serine 9-like. The record is from RefSeq and is a predicted model, not a curated record. Gene Ontology annotation, molecular function: serine-type endopeptidase activity. Gene Ontology annotation, biological process: proteolysis. The transcript has 9 exons. NCBI's taxonomy places the organism in Eukaryota, Metazoa, Arthropoda, Insecta, Lepidoptera, Nymphalidae. Bases 1 to 1581 code for a protein of 526 amino acids.
AUGAUUUUUGUUCAACAAAAGCUGGUACUUGUCAUGCGGUCUCAUUUAAAUUGGAUCGCGAUUUGUGAUAAUGCAUGUAAGAAUAAAGAACAUGUACAUGUUAAUGCUAUCGCAGAUUCAUUAGUUAAUUUACUUGGAGCUAACGAAGAUAGCCCGAGAUUUAAUGAUUUGAAAGCGAAAUUAGCAAAAAUUGAUAGUUAUGUAGUUGAUAAUAAUGAUUUCGCUGAGGUUAUAAUGAAUGAAACGAUGGCAACGGAUCUAAACGCGACUAACUUUUUCAAUGCUUUGAAUGAAUCAGAUAAGUUUAGAUUUUUAUCAGAUAAAGAACCAAAAAAUUUGUAUCUGCAGUUAAAAGAAAAAAUGAAUAGAGAUGAUAUUAUGAGUAUAUUGAAAAAACAUAACGAUAUCGUUAAGUCUGCGAGGAAAAUGAUGAAAGGUGAUCCUUAUGGAACAAUGGAUAUCGAAGAUGGAGUGGUCGAUACCGUUGAUAAAAUAAUUGCAGAGAUACCUUCAGACCGGCAUAAGUACACAUUUGAAAAAGAAGAUAAUAAGUACUGGGAUCCUCAAGGUGAGCUAGAGGAUCUGGAAGUAUUUCACAGACAUGAUGGCAGAAGAAUAUUUAAAGGGGAGAGAACUACAAUCAGACACUACCCCUUCAUGGUGUCUGUUCACGUGAUGGGCAGGUUCUGGUGCGGAGGUGUGAUUUACUGGCAUGAUCUCGUACUAACUUCGGCCGCUUGUCUACAAUUAAUGCACAAUAAUAGGUUCUUCCGUGAAAAUCCAAGCGUUCUGCGAGUCAGAGUUGGCAGCAACCACAGCAGGAUAGGAGGUGAAAUGGUGGAAGCUCUUGAGGUUUACUUCCACCCCAGCUACAACCCACGUACUCUGAAGAACAACAUCGCCAUCAUCCGCCUGCGUCGCCUCCUAUAUUUCAACCACCACCGCAUCCCGAAGCUCAUCGACAUCUCCUACAAUGAACACGGACUUGCUCCCACUUCUGAGGUCCUAGUACUUGGUUGGGGUGUUACUAAGAUGUCGCAAACAAUGUCAUAUGAACCGGUGUUCCUGAAUAGAAAAUUUUUGCCGAUCUAUCCGAAUGUGUUCUGCAAGGAAGUCUACGGAGACAAAUUCAUUUCAGCGACCAUGUUCUGUGCUGGUACGUUUACAACUGGGGAAGGUGCUUGUGACCACGACGCGGGAGGCCCAGCAAUCAUGGCCGGCAAGGUAGUUGGCAUCAUAUCCUUUGGACCAUCAGUUUGUGGGUACCCCAACGCACCAACUGUCUUCACACUCGUUGGUGCAUACGCAGAUUGGAUUGAAACUGUUAAUGAAACUAUGCCAGGCUACUACCGUGGUAAGAAGAGGACUACAACUGAGGUUCCGUACAAGUUCUUCCCCGAUAUCAAGACGAAACGCUUGCCAGAUAUAAAUGACUUCAACUUGGAUAAAACAACAACAGAAAGAACUACAACUAGAACAACAACAGCUGAAACAACAACUCCAUCAGCUUUGAGGAAGAAGAAGAAGUUGGUGAUGAUUGAUGAUUCAGAUGCUGACGGUUUUAGUAUUGAUUUGGAGUAA